GCAGAUCCCAGCAUUCCUUGCGGCGUAGGAGGCGGUCCAGACUAUAAAAGCGGCUGCCGGAAAGCGGCCGGCACCUCAUUCAUUUUCACCGGUCUCUGGGCGUGCAGCUCCGGCUUGUGUCAUCGCUGUUCCUCCUCCGCUGCCGCCCCCGCAAGGCUUCGCCGUUGUCGAGGCCAUUUCCAGCGUCUCGUCGCACCCUUUUCUCUGUACUUCGUUCCCCGCCAACCGCAACCAUUGACGCCAUGUCAGGUUAUUCGAGUGACCGAGAUCGCGGUCGGGAUCGAGGGUUUGGUGCACCUCGAUUUGGAGGAAGCAGGGCAGGGCCUUUAUCUGGAAAGAAGUUUGGAAACCCUGGGGAGAAACUAGUUAAAAAGAAGUGGAACCUUGAUGAGCUGCCCAAAUUUGAGAAGAAUUUUUAUCAGGAGCACCCUGAUUUGGCUAGGCGCACAGCACAAGAGGUGGAAACAUACAGAAGAAGCAAGGAGAUUACAGUUAGAGGUCACAACUGCCCGAAACCAGUUCUAAAUUUUUAUGAAGCCAAUUUCCCUGCAAAUGUCAUGGAUGUUAUUGCAAGACAGAACUUUACUGAGCCUACUGCUAUUCAAGCUCAGGGAUGGCCAGUUGCUCUAAGUGGAUUGGAUAUGGUUGGAGUAGCACAGACUGGAUCUGGGAAAACAUUGUCUUAUUUGCUUCCUGCCAUUGUCCACAUCAAUCAUCAGCCAUUCCUAGAGAGAGGCGAUGGGCCUAUUUGUUUGGUGCUGGCACCAACUCGGGAACUGGCCCAACAGGUGCAGCAAGUAGCUGCUGAAUAUUGUAGAGCGUGUCGCUUGAAGUCUACUUGUAUCUAUGGUGGUGCUCCCAAGGGACCACAAAUACGUGAUUUGGAAAGAGGCGUGGAAAUCUGUAUUGCAACACCUGGAAGGCUGAUUGACUUUUUAGAGUGUGGGAAGACCAAUCUGAGAAGAACCACCUACCUUGUCCUUGAUGAAGCAGAUAGAAUGCUUGAUAUGGGCUUUGAACCCCAAAUAAGGAAGAUUGUGGAUCAGAUAAGACCUGAUAGGCAAACUCUAAUGUGGAGUGCGACUUGGCCAAAAGAAGUAAGACAGCUUGCUGAAGAUUUUCUGAAAGACUAUAUUCAUAUAAACAUUGGUGCCCUUGAACUGAGUGCAAACCACAACAUUCUUCAGAUUGUGGAUGUGUGUCAUGAUGUAGAAAAGGAUGAAAAACUUAUUCGUCUAAUGGAAGAGAUCAUGAGUGAGAAGGAGAAUAAAACCAUUGUUUUUGUUGAGACCAAAAGAAGAUGUGAUGAGCUUACCAGAAAAAUGAGGAGAGAUGGGUGGCCUGCCAUGGGUAUCCAUGGUGACAAGAGUCAACAAGAGCGUGACUGGGUUCUAAAUGAAUUCAAACAUGGAAAAGCUCCUAUUCUGAUUGCUACAGAUGUGGCCUCCAGAGGGCUAGAUGUGGAAGAUGUGAAAUUUGUCAUCAAUUAUGACUACCCUAACUCCUCAGAGGAUUAUAUUCAUCGAAUUGGAAGAACUGCUCGCAGUACCAAAACAGGCACAGCAUACACUUUCUUUACACCUAAUAACAUAAAGCAAGUGAGCGACCUUAUCUCUGUGCUUCGUGAAGCUAAUCAAGCAAUUAAUCCCAAGUUGCUUCAGUUGGUCGAAGACAGAGGUUCAGGUCGUUCCAGGGGUAGAGGAGGCAUGAAGGAUGACCGUCGAGACAGAUACUCUGCGGGCAAAAGGGGUGGAUUUAAUACCUUUAGAGACAGGGAAAAUUAUGACAGAGGUUACUCUAGCCUGCUUAAAAGAGAUUUUGGGGCAAAAACUCAGAAUGGUGUUUACAGUGCUGCAAAUUACACCAAUGGGAGCUUUGGAAGUAAUUUUGUGUCUGCUGGUAUACAGACCAGUUUUAGGACUGGUAAUCCAACAGGGACUUACCAGAAUGGUUAUGAUAGCACUCAGCAAUACGGAAGUAAUGUUCCAAAUAUGCACAAUGGUAUGAACCAACAGGCAUAUGCAUAUCCUGCUACUGCAGCUGCACCUAUGAUUGGUUAUCCAAUGCCAACAGGAUAUUCUCAAUAAGACUUUAGAAGCAUAUGUAAAUGUCUGUUUUUCAUAAUUGCUCUUUAUAUUGUGUGUUAUCAGACAAGAUGAUAGUUAUUUAAGAAACAUGGGAAUUGCAGAAAUGACUGCAGUGCAGCAGUAAUUAUGGUGCACUUUUUCGCUAUUUAAGUUGGAUAUUUCUCUACAUUCCUGAAACAAUUUUUAGGUUUUUUUUGUACUAGAAAAUGCAGGCAGUGUUUUCACAAAAGUAAAUGUACAGUGAUUUGAAAUACAAUAAAUGAAGGCAAUGCAUGGCCUUCCAAUAAAAAAUAUUUGAAGACUGAAUUAAGUGGAAAUUGUACUUUAUUUUACAUAUGUCAUGUAAACUUUGCUUAGAUGAUUUUUUUUAAUCAUGAAAACAAAUGACUGCUCCUUUUUAAUUUGGGAGGCGGUGGGGAAUCAGAAGGCCCUUCUUUACAAUGAGCUAUUCAUAUUGCUGGAGUCAAAAUGAAUUAAUUUAGGUGAAUUUUUAAUUAUGGAUAAAUUGGAUAAAAGCUUUGUUAGCUCCCAACGUCAGGGGAGUCAUUUAAUAUUCUGUUCCUUAUUUGCUAGUAUGGUUAAAUGAGAAAAUAGUAAAAUAGAUACAAAGUCAUCUGUAUAAUGUGAGAACGUGGAUGACUUUGUUUUGCAGAUUUAUAAUUUAAAAAACUCCAAAUAACUGGCGUUUUCACGAGAUUUAUAUUCAUGCUCUUGGCUAUACUGUGAAUUACUGAAAUGUUGAAUGAACCUGGGAAAGACGUUAGUCCUUUAAGAUGACCAAGAGCUAAGCCUGAGUCUCCUUGAUUGAAUUUGCACAAUGUCCUUAGUGCAGGUUGCUUGUAGAUUCUCGUUUUCACAGGCUCCCUGGGGCUCUUUUCACUUUAGUCACACUGGGAGUCAUGAAUGUCUUUCCAAUAAUUCAGGGAAUUCUAGAGAUCUUCAAACUGUAAGGUCUAUUCAUACUCUAACACUAGGAAAAAACCUCAUUAAAAUUAAUGGCUAAUCAGGAGGCAACAUAACCAAAAGCACAGUGAAUACAAGUUUUCAUGUUAGAUUCAACAUGGGUUUAUUGCUAGACCCAGGGGAUAGCUUUAGAUUUAACUUUGGCUCACCAACCUAACUUUCUGAUCAUUUAUUUCAGUGAUAGCUAGAAAUGGGUCUGAAUGUUUUCCCAGAGUCUGAGAUACGUGUCUUGCCAGAAGAGAGGUCUCGAGGACACUUCAUUUAAAUUCUGAUUAUUGGACUGAGGCUUUAAUUGUUAAUGCCUUAUGUCAAAUGUAAAGUUAGAUUUUGCUAGGUCUGGGAUGGGGAGUGAUAUUUCUAGAACUUAGACAUUGAAAACUAAUUCAGCCUCUAGUAACCUGGAUGGUUUUCAGUGGCAUGGUUAGUCAAAUUCAUGGUUUUAAACUUACAAGCAGCUUUUGUGGGAGGCGGGUAGGUUGGAGCAUUUAUUACAUAUUUUACUGUUUAAUGUCUAACCGUGGGCCUUUUAAUUUGUAAACACUGAAAUGAUUUGUGGGACUGUGGAAAACAUUUACCUAUUUACCUUUGAAGUUUUAAAAGACAGUCCACUUUUUAGCAUGUGUGUUGUGUCCAGCCUGUGGUUGUCUUAAUAAAUGUGAUUUUUCUCCCCA
Molecule: messenger RNA, 3721 nt
Organism: Cebus imitator (Panamanian white-faced capuchin)
Lineage: Eukaryota; Metazoa; Chordata; Mammalia; Primates; Cebidae
Gene: DDX5
Product: DEAD-box helicase 5
Exons: 13
Coding region: 243-2087 (614 amino acids)
Biological process (GO): alternative mRNA splicing, via spliceosome
Cellular component (GO): ribonucleoprotein complex; cytoplasm; nucleus
Molecular function (GO): ATP binding; RNA helicase activity; RNA binding
Source: RefSeq, a predicted model, not a curated record